CAUAAAGUGGUUUAAAAAUAGACAAACUCGAUCAACCUGUGCACCUACAGGGUUUCUGUUAAAGUAUACUCGCAUAUUUUAGAAGCAUUAUAAAAUUAAAACUAUAUAACAAUGGUAUUUAUAACUGAUUAAUUUAUUUCUCAUGGCGAUAUUUUAGCCGGUAGUAUCGAGGUUGUAUUUCGGGAACUUGUGCUGCAUUUAAAGGGACUCCGACAUUACAGUUUCCAGUCUCCAAUCAAUGAUUAAAAAGGGAAAAAAAACUCGGGAAAAAUGCCUUUUAUUUUGUGUGUGACAUUUUAAAUUCAAACACUAAAAUAUUCCAGCCGUCAUAUUUGAUUAAAAUGCAAAUUUUGUUGAUUUGGUUCAACAAAAGUCAAGUUACUGAGGCGCAGUGAACGCGGGACAGUUAGCUUAACGCUAGCUCCGCAAUGGACAAUGUUCACUGUAGGUUCUCCUCCACGGUUGCUCCUGUUGAAAAUGGACCAGAAAACGGCGACAUAUAUCCCACAGGCGACGGUUUAGUCGACGCUUUCGGGGACCUGGCUGCUCUCCCGGUGGAGGUGGAAGAGAGGAGACCGACGUGUUUGCGGUGCCGUCGCCCUCAGAAGGUGUGUCUCUGUCCUUUUCUUCCUUCACAACCUCUGGAGGUGUCCACAUGUCUGUACGUGGUACAGCACCCCGCAGAGGAGAGCAGAGUGCUGCGCACCGUUCCUCUUCUAGCCACAUGUUUACCGCAAGGAAAAUGCAACGUCAUCGUAGGACGACGAUUCAAUGAGGAAAAGCACCCGGAGCUUGCCGCCGUCUGUCAUGACAGCAGAACGCUCAUCCUCUACCCUGGUCCCAAGUCCCAGAACCUGGAGGAGCUGGUUCAGUGUCGAGACGUCGGCGCUAUCAAUCACAACGUGAUCAUCAUCGACGGCACCUGGAGCCAAGCCAAGAACAUGUUCCUGAAAAACAGCAUGUUCCACCUCCCUAAACAGGUGCAGCUCAACAGGACUCUGUCCAGUCAGUAUGUGAUCCGCACACAACCCUCCAACAUCUGCCUGUCCACGCUGGAGUGUGCCGCCGUCGCCCUGUCGGUCCUGGAACGGAACGACGAGAUCCAGGAGGUUCUGCUGAGGCCGCUGAAAGCCCUGUGCUCCUUCCAGCUGCAGCACGGCGCUCAGAUCCAUCACAGCAAGGAGCAUCUGCUGAAGACCGGCAUGUACGACAAGCCCAUGCCCAAGAACAAACGCAAGAUCAAGAGGAUGGAGAAGCUGCUGACCGACCACAGCAUCUGCCCCAGAUGAGACGGACACACAGAGAGGGGAUUUUCUUUUUCCUAAUUUAUUUCAUUUACAUAAAGAGGAUGUUAUUGGUUCCUUGUGUAAAACAUUUCCAGUUUAAUAGAAGAAAAUCAAACGUUUAAAGAACUGUAACGACACAUUUGAAGGUCAAACUAUUGGAGGGAAAUUAAACUGGAACCAUCUCUUUGUAUGAACUUAUCUCAAGUAGAUUUAUCUCUUUUUCUUUUAAAGUUUUACACUUUCAAACAUGUCAUUCAUUAGAUUACACGUGUGUUUUUAAGUGGCUGCAAAAGAAAUCGGUUUUCUGGUUUCAUUGGAUGUUUUGUACGAAGCUACCAAACCAAACAGUUUAACGAACAAAUGAAGCAUUUCAGAGAUUGUUGUUUUGUAAUCUACUUUUACUCCAGUUGUCUUAUUUUUGAAGAAUAUUUCAGUUUGAAGGUCGGUUACAUUUUCUUUAACCCUGGAGAACCCAUCGGGUCAAAUUUAGCUAUUUAUUUCUGUUUUUAUUUUUAAUUUAUUUGCAGAUUUUAACUGCAGUUACCCAGAAUAAGCAAACAAACAGUCACAUUAACUUUAAAAGCUCAGAAGAAAAUCGUCAUUGGGUUCUCCAAGGUUUAACUUAAAAAUUGGUGUUACAUUCUCUGACCAAAAUUUAAGAGAAAAUUCCUUUUCAACUAAGUUAUAAGGUUUCAUUUUUUUAAAUGAACAAUGAAAUGUACAGUUUUUUUUAAGCUGCUACACUUGAUGCUUCAAUUGUAUCAGAAUAAUAAAGAUUUAUGAGGGAAGUUGGUGGAAAGCGAAUAAAA
This is a messenger RNA of Oryzias melastigma (Indian medaka), 2095 nucleotides long. It is a transcript of the gene dtwd2, whose product is annotated as DTW domain containing 2. The transcript has 6 exons. The record is from RefSeq and is a predicted model, not a curated record. NCBI's taxonomy places the organism in Eukaryota, Metazoa, Chordata, Actinopteri, Beloniformes, Adrianichthyidae. Bases 429 to 1289 code for a protein of 286 amino acids.